AACGAUCAUCACUUGAUAGAUAAUAAUGAGCAACCUAGAUAAUGAAAUUGACGCUGAUUUGCUUGGACUCGUUGACGGUGACGACGAUCAAACAAGCUUCAAAUCAAGUUCGAAGCGCAAGGAAUCUGAACUUACCGAUAGCGGUGAAGAUGAUGAUGGCGGAUAUGAUGAUCAACAAACUGAAACUCAAGCUGUCGAUGAUGACAACCCUUAUCCUCUUGAGGGAAAGUAUAAGAAUGCGGCAGAUAGAGCAAAUCUCAUGGAUCUUGAUGAGCUCGAGCGUGAGGAUAUAUUGGCUUCCCGUCAAGAAGAGAUGCAAAAGUACAAAGAUUCACUGAACAUCAAUAAAUUAUUCUCAGCGGCUCAAGCUAUCGGUGAUGAUAGUGUUUCAUCGGCUGCUAAACGUUCUCAUAAACAAACUGGUGCAACCGUAGAGAAGAAGAAUAAACUUGAAGAGCUUAGAAGCAAACGUGAAGCUAAAACUAAGAGAAGGUCUAGACACGAUUACGAUGAUGAUAAAUACUAUGAUAAAAGCGAUCUUCAAAGAUCAUCACAGUCACUCUCCGAUUCUGAAGAAGGCGAAUUAAAUAGAGAUGAAGAGAAAGACGAAAAACCUAUCGAUACAGCUGAUAUUCACAAAGUUUCUAUCAGUCGUACAAUGCUCGCUGAUUUCUGUUAUGCACCAUUCUUCGAGGACUUCGUAAAAGGUACAUUCGUAAGGUAUCUUUUAGGUGAGAGAGAUGGUAAACCAGAUUACCGUUUAUGUGAAGUUGUUGGUCUUGGUGAUAGUCUUACAAGACCUUACGCCAUAGAUGGCAACACAAUGACCAACCAGCAAUUGGUCCUUAAGCAAGGCAGAGCAAGUAAACCUUGUAAUAUGGACAAAGUUUCAAAUUCUCGUUGCACAGAUAGAGAAUUUGAUAGAUUCGUGGCGCACGCAAAAUAUGAGAAAGCUAGAUUACCUACGCGUAAGACAAUAGAAAUGGUACGAACCCAAAUUGAAGAAACAAGAAAACGCCCAUGGUCAGAGGCCGACAUCAAUUUCAAAUUACAAAAGAAAGCUGCUGUAAUGGGUGGUACUUUGAAGAAAAAUGUAGCUCUUGAGAAAGCAGAGCUUCAACAAAGGUUGCAGUUGGCAAGGGCGAGAAGGGAUGUCCAAGAAGCUGAAUACCUCUUCCAAAAAUUAGAAGCAAUGGAAGAAGACGUCUAUAGGGGUCCUUCGGUUGAUAAAUUUAAGCAAUACCAGCCUCAGCAGCAUUCUAUCAAAUCGAAAGGACCUAAAGUUAGAAAGCUCGAUAAAACAAAGCUAAAAGAUGAUGAUGUCUCUGAUAAUAUUGACAUGACCCUAGCCAUUUCUGGCAAAAGUAGCUCUAAAUUGGAGCUAAUCAUACAAUCUUGUACUUACGAUAUCGAAGGUUGAUAAGCUUGAUGACAUAAUUUGACACGAACAGGAAUUAUUAACGAGUAGUUUUGGAAUAAUUCAAGAAACAGUGUGAUUAGGUAGAUUAUGAUGAUAUCAAUUGUAAAACUACU
Messenger RNA from Wallemia mellicola CBS 633.66, 1533 nucleotides. RefSeq names its product plus-3-domain-containing protein. The transcript is spliced from 8 exons. Gene Ontology annotation, molecular function: RNA polymerase II C-terminal domain phosphoserine binding; DNA binding. The record is from RefSeq and is a predicted model, not a curated record. Gene Ontology annotation, cellular component: Cdc73/Paf1 complex. The coding region runs from base 26 to 1420 and encodes 464 amino acids. Lineage: Eukaryota; Fungi; Basidiomycota; Wallemiomycetes; Wallemiales; Wallemiaceae.